AUGGGAGAUCCCAUUGCCAUUGUUGGGCUCAGCGCGAGGCUCCCCGGGGACGGCGAUACACCAGAGCGGUUCUACGAGUCGUUGCUCGCCGGGAGGUCAGCCCGGACGGAAGUGCCGCGGGAGAGAUACAAUGCAGAGGCCUUUUGGCAUCCGGAUGCCGACAGGAGCGGCGCCACACGAGUUCGCCAUGGCCACUUUCUCAAGGGCAGCAUAUCGGCAUUUGACGCGCCGUUUUUUUCCAUCACACCCACAGAAGCACGGAGUAUUGAUCCUCAACAGCGAGGAAUGUUGGAGAGUGUAUACAAGGCCAUCGAAAAUGCCGGAAUUCCUCUCGAUACAGUUGCCGGAACCCAGACCGGCGUAUACGUCGGCUGCUUCACGGCCGAUUACAAUGAUCACAUAGCGAAAGACUUGGAUAUCCCGAACAAAUACUCAGCCCUGGGCACAGUAGCAAGUAUGCUCAGCAACAGAGUCUCGUGGUUCUUCGACUUCCGGGGCCCGAGUGUAACAGUAGACACGGCCUGCUCAAGUAGUCUGGUGGCUGUGCACGAAGCAUGCAUGAGUCUCAAGCUUCGUGAGGUCAACAUGGCCGUCGUGGGCGGGUGCAACCUUAUCCUGACUCCCGAGAUGACACUAAAGCUAGACGCGGCGGGCGUUCUGGGUCCGGAGGGCAAGUCAUACAGCUUUGACCACCGGGCCAACGGAUACUCCCGCGGCGAAGGGUUCGGGGCCCUGGUCUUAAAGCGGGUAUCGGAUGCCAUUCGGGACGGGGACGUCAUCCGCGCCGUCAUCCGGAACUCGUCUACGAACCAAGACGGCCGAUCUCCCGGCAUCACGCAGCCGACGAAAGCGGGCCAGGUCGCGCUCAUCAAGCACGUCUACGACCGGGCCAAUUUGGACCCUUCGCUCACGCGGUUCGCCGAGGCCCAUGGCACGGGUACACCCGUGGGCGAUCCCAUCGAGGCGAGUGCCCUUGCCGAGAUCUUUGCACCUCUUCGAUCUGCGGAUGAGCCGUUGUACGUGGGCGCGCUCAAGAGCAAUGUCGGACACCUGGAGGGCGCUGCGGGAGUAGCGGCCGUAAUCAAGGGUGUCUUGACGCUAGAGAGCGGUGUUAUUCCCGGGAACAUCUGGUUUGAGAAGCGCAACCCCAAGAUCCAAGACGCGUGGAAUCUGAGGUUUCCCACAAAACCCACGGCUUGGCCGCAACGUGGCCUGCGUCGCAUGUCCGUGAACUCGUUUGGCGUCGGUGGUAGCAACGCCCACGUGGUGAUGGACGACGCGCUCCAUUUCCUCAAGAGCUUCCGCUUAGUCGGGAACCAUCGCACAGAGACGAUCCCCAAGAUCCCGAGACAACUAGACGCACCUUUGGUGAAUGGGACCGGUCGCGUCAAUGGAUUCCACCGCCCAUCGGAUAGCGGGAUCCAUCUUGACGACUUUGAAAAUGAAGAUGCCCCACGUCUCUUCGUUCUGUCGGCAAACGACCAGGAUGCCGUUUCUCGGUUACGGGACGGGUACAGGGACUAUCUUGCAACGAAAGCGGCCCAGAUCGUCGGAGAAUCCGCCCAGCUGCGGUUUUUGAGGGACCUGAGCUACACACUGGCCUGCAGGCGGACCUGUCACUCUUGGAGGACGUUCAAUAUCGCUAGCUCGCCGGUCCAGUUACAAAAGUCUCUCGAGAGUAACUCUACGACUGCCAUACGAGCAAAGGCCAACCCGCGGCUUGCGUUUGUCUUUACCGGCCAAGGAGCGCAAUGGGCGACGAUGGGCAUGGACCUAUUGGCGUACCGCGCCUUUCAAGAGAGUCUUUUGGCGGCUGAUCGGUAUCUCAAUGAUCUCGGUUGUAAUUGGUCGUUGACGUUCGAACUGUCAAAGUCAAAGACAUCCUCUCGAAUCAACGACCCCGAAUUCUGCCAGCCCAUAUGCACUGCUUUACAAGUUGCCAUGGUGGACCUCCUCUCCACCUGGGACGUCUACCCGCAUGCCAUCACGGGACAUUCAUCCGGCGAGGUGGCCGCAGCCUACGCCGCGGGUGCAAUCUCACGACAGGCGGCCUGGAAAAUCGCCUACUACCGCGGGAAAUUAAGCGCCAAGCUCACGCGCUCUGUUUCUCGACCUAGCACAGGCAUGGCCGCCGUCGGUCUGAGCAAAGCCGCUACGCAGGACGCUAUCGAUCGCGUGAACCAGCAACUUGGCGGCGACGGUACCCUCGAGAUCGCUUGCAUGAACAGCGCGGAUAGCCAUACAGUCAGCGGUGAUGCGGAAAAGAUUGACGCGCUAGUCCAGCUACUUAGUGCCGAGAAGGUGUUUGCGAGGAAGCUCAACGUCGAGAUUGCGUACCACUCUCAGUACAUGAAGGCCAUGGCUGAUGAGUAUCUUGUGGCCAUGGGAGAGCUUCAGCAGGGUACUUUGAGGAGCCCUGUGAAGCCUCGGUUCUACUCUUCGACUAUGGGAGUGCCGAUACUGCCCUCGCAACUUCGACGGCCAGAGUACUGGGUCAAAAACUUGGUAUCACCUGUCCGGUUUACCGAAUCUGUCACUGAGAUGCUCAAGGGUUCCGAAACACCCAAGGUCAAUGGACAUGUUAACGGAAAUGUCAAUGGUCUCGUCAACGGGAACGUCAACGGACAUGUCAAUGGUGUUAUGAAUGGAGACAUCGACGAAGAACCUGCAUUCGAGCCUAUCACGGACUUCCUGGAGAUUGGCCCUCACAGUGCCCUUAAGGGACCGCUCUUCAGUACCGUCAAACAAGUUCGCGGCAAUGCAAAGGUUGACUAUCACUCUAUUCUCAUCCGACAGAAGCCGGGUGUCGAGACCGCCCUGAGAUCUGUCGGAACUCUCUUCUGCCACGGCUACAACGUCAACCUGGCACAGGUCAACGACGCAGACGAGCCUCACGGGCCCAGGCCACUCAUGCUCACCAAUCUUCCGUCCUAUCCCUUUGAUCACUCAAAAGAGUACUGGGUACAGAGCACGCUGAGCGACGACUUCCGUAAGAGACCUGUGGGCCGACACGAGCUGCUCGGAGCUCCCAUGCCGGGUUUCAAUGAGAACAACGCAGUGUGGCGCAAUUACAUCCGGCUUUCAGAGAAUCCUUGGAUCGAAGAUCACAAGGUAUCUGGGGACAUAUUGUAUCCUGCAGCCGGGAUGCUCAUCAUGGCUAUCGAGGCGAGCCGGCAGAUCGCCGACAAGGGCAAGGUCUUGAAGGCGUUCAGACUGAGAGACGUGUCAUUUAAGCUGGCCUUGCGAGUUCCCGAUGACACCAAUGGUGUGGAGUCCCAAUUCUACCUUCGCCAGCACCGGGAGAACAGCCUUUCCACCCUUUCAACAUGGCGAGAGUUCCAGCUCUGGACCAUGCAAGAUGGCACGUGGAGGGAGCAUUGUCACGGUUUCGUGCAGACGGAGUACGAGUCAGAGGAUCAACUCGCACCCAGGGCGCUCGAGGAGAGCGUUGAUGACACCUGCGUGACGGAAGUGUCUGUCGACAAGUUAUACCGCAACUUCGCAGACUCCGGAUUGAACUUUGGCCCAACCUUCCAGACGCUGAGCGGCGUGCGCCUUAGCCAGGACCUCAAAAUGACAGCAACGCUUCGUCCCCCAGUGGAUAAGAUCAAGAAGUCGAUGCCGCACCAGUAUGUACAGCCGCACUUGGUGCACCCGGCUACCCUCGACGGCCUCGUGCAUGCCAACCUCGCCGCCCUGGUCUCGAGCUCCGAGUACGCUGGAGCGACCAGAGUGCCGACGUACCUGGCUGAUGGUUGGAUCUCGGCGCAAUCGAGCCUGUCUCACAACUCCUACAAUGUUUCCGCGGAGUCUCGAGUCAAGGGGCGCAGCGAGGUGGUCUCGGACGUGAAGGCCACGCACCUCGAACUGGGCCAGGAUAUGGUGCAGAUGUCGGGUAUCGUCUUCAAGACUAUCUCGAGUGAUUCGUCAAAGGAGACCUCUGAGGCGGUGGUUCAUCCGGCUUUCAAUAUAUCUUGGAAACCUGAUCCGAGUUUCUUGACGAAGCAGCAGAAUUCACAAUUGUUCCAGCUGCCGCUGACACAGGAGGAUGAUCCUUCUACCUGGAUGCUGGACUGCGAGGCGCUCUGCCUGGCUUACAUGCGUCGUUGCACAGAAUCUCUUACCCAGGAGUCCAUUGGCAAGAUGACUUGGUACCACCAACGAUAUGUCAAGUGGUUCCAACACGUCGCCCGCCAGCACUCAGAAGGUCCCGUAAGCGAGAGCAUCGAGGUGCUCGAGGCCAAGGUCCUCGCCGGCAGCGCUUCAGAAGGCAAGCUCAUCAUCGCCGUCGGCCAAGCCCUAUCAGGUAUCCUCACUGGAGAACGCGACCCCUUGGACGUCAUCUUCAAAGACAAGCUCGCAGAGGAUGUCUACAGCCACGGCCUCGGCUCCAAGAGAUGCUAUGCCCAGCUAUGCAGUUACCUCAACAUCCUGGCGCACAAGAACCCCAACAUGGAAAUCCUCGAGAUCGGCGCCGGAACAGGCGGCGCCACGCGUCCCGCAGUGGCGACGUUGACACAGGACAGCAGUCGUCGGUACGGACACUACGACUUCACCGACAUCUCGCCCUCGUUCUUUGAGCAGGCCAAGGAGAACUUCAAGGACGAGGUUGGGCGGAUGGGAUUCCGAGUCCUUAAUGUCGAAAAUGAUCCCCUCAGCCAGGGCUUCGAGGCUGGCAAGUACGAUCUCAUCAUCGCGGCGAACGUCUUGCAUGCCACGAAGAAGAUUGACGACACGCUCGUCAAUGCCAGGAAACUGCUCAAGCCUGGCGGAAAGCUUCUCCUCUUUGAGAUCACCAACACUGAGAUCCUUCUGGGCAGCUUCUGCUUCGGUACGCUGCAUGGGUGGUGGCUUUCGGAGGACAAGGACCGUAUCUGGGGUCCGUUGAUGUCUCCCAACUCAUGGGAUACUCAUCUUCGGGCUUCGGGGUUCAAUGGGCUCGAUGCCGUCUUUGAGGAUUUCGCUUCAUCGCCGCAUCAGAUGAGUUCGAUCCUUGUGUCUAGUAACCUUGCAUCGGAGUCGUCAACUCACUCGGCUUCCUCGCACUAUAUUCUGACGAGUGAGACGCCCGCUCAGCUCGAGUUGGCCGCGAAAAUCUCGCAGGCCAUCGGUCAAGGAGUAGACUGCCGAACUGCCGCCCUCACGUCCGUGGCUGACAAGGAUCUGACCUCUGCCACCUGUGUGGUACUCUCCGAGCUGGAUCAUUCUGCUUUGAAGGAUAUGAACGAUGAGAUCUUCAAUAGCUUCAAGCGAGUACUCACUCAAAGCAAGAACAUUCUUUGGGUGACCCGAGGCGGCACCUCAACUGCACCCAACCCUGAUUCAGAACUGGUGACUGGACUGGCUAGGGUGGUUCGCUCAGAGAGACCAGACGUCAACUUCCUCACUCUCUCAUUCGAACAAGACGCCACCGAAGAGCUCAUUGCCGAAAAGUGCGCCCAAGUUCUGGAGGCAGCACAAGCUAGCGUCGAGAACUCAUUCAGGGUGAUCGACAGUGUGGUACACGUGUCUCGACUCGUUCAGGCAGAGUACAUGACCGACCACAUUCAGAACCAGACUGGCCUCGUGAGCGUCGAGAACAAGCUUCUGAAAGAUGAAACCUCCCGGUCGCUAUCCCUUCAGGUCGGGAACGUUGGUCAACUUGACUCGCUGCGCUUCGAGGAAGACACCCUGACUGAGACAUCUCUGGGAGACCACGAUGUUGAGUUCAAGACCAUGGCUUGUGGAGUGAGCACCAGCGAUGUCUCUUCAGUCCUCGGUAAAGCGGAAGAGUCACCUCUGGGUCUGGAGGCCUCUGGCAUAGUCACGAAGACUGGACCUACUUCCAGGUUCCAGGUUGGGGACAGGGUCUUUGGACUCGCGGUCUCGGGCACCAUCAAAACUCAUGUUCGAUCUACGGACGGCUUGCUCGCGAAGCUGCCUGAUGGAGUGUCUUGGACCGAUGGCGCGGUCCUGCCCGUCGACUACACGACGGCCUACGCCGUUCUCUGCGAGUUUGGCUCGAUCCGUAAGGGGGACUCUGUUAUGGUGCACGGAGGGUGCUCCAGCAUCGGAAAGGCAUUCAUCCAAAUUGCCCAGCUUCAAGGAGCUGAAGUCUACACAACUGUGACGAAUCAGUCAGAGCGAGACGUCCUGGUCAAGGAGUACAGUGUCCCAGAAGACCACGUCUUCAGCAGCCGUGACUUGUCAAUGCGAUCGGCCCAGCAGAAGCUGGUCAAGGAGCGUGGCAUUAACGUUCUCGUCACGGCGAACGACGGACUUGUCGACGGCGUUAUCGACUGCAUUGCACCAUUCGGGCGCAUCGUUCACAUCGGCUCAGGUGCCGGCAUUUCCAACACACGGGUCCCAAGAGGCCGUAACGUCCGUCUUGAGUCCUUUGAUCUUACGUCUUGCCUCGCGUUCGACCUCACUCGCACCGAGACCAUAUUCCAGCACAUGGUCGACAUCGUUUUCGCAAACUGGAAGAAAAUUAGCCGCCCGUCGCCUACCGCGCUCUACAGCUUCUCUCAAGUCGGCGACGCGUUCCGCCGGAUACAGUCCGAAGGUCAGGGUACCGUCAAGAUCGUGCUUGAACCUCGUGAUGACGAUGUGGUACCCGUCGUACCGAGCCGGAAGCCUCUCAGUAGCUUCGAUCCCGAGGCGUCGUAUGUGAUUGCUGGUGGUCUCGGUGGUCUUGGGAGGUCUGUCGCACGAUGGAUGGCCUCUCGAGGGGCAAAGAACCUCAUCCUACUUUCAAGACGUGGCGCCGUGGAGAAAGCUGCGAUUGAGCUGAUUUCCGAGCUCGAAUCUGUAUGCGAUAAUGUGGUCACUCCGGCCUGCGAUGUGACGGAUGCCGGUGCUCUGCAAGGUGUUAUGGCUGAGCUUGCUACGACUCUUCCUCCUAUCAAGGGAUGCAUCCAAGGGUCCAUGGUGCUCCAAGACAACCUUCUCGAAAACAUGUCGCUCGAGAAUUGGAAGGCAGCCGUGCAGCCCAAGGUGCACGCUUCCUGGAACCUGUACAACGCCCUCGGCGAUAAGGCAGACUUCUUCGUCUUCCUGUCUUCCACUGUGGGAGUGACAGGAAGUCCCGAGCAGGUCAACUAUGCGGCAGGAGGAACGUUCCAAGACGCCUUUGCGCACCACCUCGUCUCCAAGGGUAUCAACGCCGUUUCCAUCGACCUUCCAAUCAUCCGCGGCGUAGGCUACGUCGCAGAGAAGCCAGAACUUUGGGACUACCUCUCGUCUGCAGGAUGGACUCACAUCACCGCGGACGAGCUUUACGCCGUGCUAGACUACCACUGCCGUCCGGUCAGCGCUAGUUCAACCCAGGCAGAGGCGAGGGCGCAAGUCAUCCCCCGCCUCUGGCUGCCGCAGGAGACAGCCGUGGAGGGGUAUCAGACGCAGACGUGGGGAGAGGAUCCCCUGUUCAGCCACCUGCGCUUGACAGAGACAGACGAUGCAGACAAUGGGGACGACGCGAACAAGACAGUCAAUCACAAAGCGAACCUGCAAUGCGCGUCCUCGCUGGAGGAAGCCGAGAACAUUAUUCUCGACGCUUUGCUUCUCAAGAUUGCGCGGAUGCUCAGCAUCGACGCGCUUAACCUCGAGACAUCCAAGCCGCUUCACGCGUACGGUAUCGACUCCCUGACGGCGGUCGAGCUCCGGUCGUGGCUCAUGAAGGAGCUUGGGGCCGAGGUGUCUGUCUUCGAUAUUACGAAUAACUCGAGUAUCGCACAUUUGGCGGUGCUUGCUACGAAGAAGAGUAGUCUCAGGCAGCAAUUUGCUAAUUAG
Molecule: messenger RNA, 7770 nt
Organism: Colletotrichum phormii
Lineage: Eukaryota; Fungi; Ascomycota; Sordariomycetes; Glomerellales; Glomerellaceae
Product: beta-ketoacyl synthase domain-containing protein
Exons: 7
Coding region: 1-7770 (2589 amino acids)
Biological process (GO): secondary metabolite biosynthetic process; fatty acid biosynthetic process
Molecular function (GO): phosphopantetheine binding; oxidoreductase activity; fatty acid synthase activity
Source: RefSeq, a predicted model, not a curated record